CAUGGUGAUGCGGAGUUUGUUCUCCCAGGAAUGCAGACGGGCUUCAGACACAGCGUGCAGUCCGGUCUCACUACCGUUGUUGAGGCUCAGUCGCCGAAGGUUACCUGCCGAGGUCAAAGAUGCCAGCGGUUCACUGGACUCGCCGGAGCUCUGAGAUACACCUGGGAUGGGAGAAAAGGACGGUUGAAUAAGCACAAACAGUGCUGGUGCUGAGUAAAAGGACAUUUACCCGAGGGGCUGGUGAGAUUAAAGGAUACGAAAUGACAGGCAGGAGAUGCAGUGUGCAGAGUCCUGAUCGUGCACUUCUCAACAUGGAGACAGAGUCCAUCGAUGACAUGUACGAGGGUUGCCGCUCUAAAAUGGACGAAGUGAUUGACCUGCUUGGCGUCUUUGAGCGCCGCAACAACAAACUAUUUGCUUCUGUUUGGGCUUUUGCUGAAACACGCGCCAGAACACCUGUGCACAAGGACAUGAAGCGGCGACAUGCCAUCGCGUUGUACGCGUACACCAGUGCACCUGCGCUCCGACGUGAGUUCAACGCCGCAGUUAAAGAAGGGAAACGAAACUACAGCACGCAUGAAUUUCAGUUCCAUUACUUUUACUUCUACUUGACGGAAGUUAUCCAGCUGCUGCGUGGGAAUCUCACGUCCUGCAGAACCAGCUACCACCGGACCUCGGGACGCCACGACCUCAAUGUGGCGAACACAAAGAUGCGUUUCGGCGCUUUCGUUUGGGCAGCUUCAAACAAGCAGAGGUUUGAGUCCAUUGGACAAGUUUCCUGCUUUGAGAUCCACAGUUGCCUUUGUGCUGAUGUGACGUUCUACUCUGCUAAAAGCCAACCGGGACAAGUGCUGAUUCCCCCAUACGAGGUUUUUACUAUCACUGAGGUACUGACAGAUGAACAAUGGUGUAAUGCUGUCUACAAAAUACAAAGCAGCGAAACUUUCAGAGCAGAUCUGAAUUGUGAACUGAAUAUACAGCAAAUAAAAACAUUUGUAUAG
Nerophis lumbriciformis (worm pipefish) is the source of this 1001-nucleotide messenger RNA. RefSeq names its product GPI-linked NAD(P)(+)--arginine ADP-ribosyltransferase 1-like. NCBI's taxonomy places the organism in Eukaryota, Metazoa, Chordata, Actinopteri, Syngnathiformes, Syngnathidae. The record is from RefSeq and is a predicted model, not a curated record. Gene Ontology annotation, molecular function: NAD+-protein-arginine ADP-ribosyltransferase activity; NAD+ poly-ADP-ribosyltransferase activity.